Messenger RNA from Contarinia nasturtii (swede midge), 1763 nucleotides. RefSeq names its product PI-PLC X domain-containing protein 1 (gene PLCXD). NCBI's taxonomy places the organism in Eukaryota, Metazoa, Arthropoda, Insecta, Diptera, Cecidomyiidae. Gene Ontology annotation, molecular function: phosphoric diester hydrolase activity. The transcript is spliced from 9 exons. Bases 258 to 1631 code for a protein of 457 amino acids. The record is from RefSeq and is a predicted model, not a curated record. Gene Ontology annotation, biological process: lipid metabolic process.
GCUGUUUAGUUGCGCCAUUCAGACACAACAACAUUAUUUGUGCUGGAUGUGUUAUUUUUCGAUGAUACAAAUAGAUCUCUCUCACACAUUUUGCUCUGAUUAUGUGCAAUUGAAAAAACCCAGUAAAAAUGGUGCUAGCGAAUAAAGUUGAAUAAAACGGGGCUACUACAACUUUUCAAUAUCAAUUGAUUUAAGUGAAAAAAAAAGUGCAAGUGUUUCACUAUCAAAUUAAAGAAUUAAGUGUACUUGAUCGCAAGAUGUUCUACAAUUCAGUACUUCUCGUGUUUGGCUGCUUUAGCUUUGCAUACGGCCAAUUCGCAAUCGAAAAGCCGUUUAAAUUAAGUUUGACAAUAAGUGCGAGACUCAAUGCGGUCGAGGUGUCAUGGUAUAAUUUAAAAACGCCAAACGAUGGAUAUAUCUUGUUGACGAACGAAGAGCCACAUGCUCCGUUUCGAAAGCAACAAACGGAUAUGAGGCAACAGCCACACAACAUCCACACAAAUGAGGACAAUUCAACACACAAAAACUAUGCCAGCGAUGAGAAUAUUAUUGGAUGGACGUACAGCAGGGCCAAUAAACAACCAUUGUACAUAAUAAAACCAGACGAACCAAACGGAUGGAUUACAACAAACAUUACAUUCGACAAUAAGUAUUUACAGAAUUUAAACGCAACCACCAAAUGCUACGGAUAUUGGGCUGUCUAUGUUGAUCAUUUGUCAAAUCCAGUUUUUACUACAUGCAUUCAAGCCUAUCCCACCUGGAUGAAUGAUAAUAAGGAUUUGAUAAAACGAUUCAAAUUUCGUGAUCUUUUCAUACUGGGCAGCCAUGACAGUGGUUCAUAUCGGGUAAAUUUCAAUACAACCUGGAAUGAAACUAUUGUGACGAAGUACGCAUUAACGCAAGCCGAUGAUAUCACAAGUCAAUUGCAUCAUGGAAUUCGUUACUUGGACAUUCGUGUCGGUUAUUAUCGCGCAACUGAUCCGCAAUUUUGGAUCAACCAUGGCAUAUCUCGGCAGCAGCCAUUCAUUAAUGCUCUGCAUCAAGUGCGUGAUUUCGUUUUGGAAACCAAUGAAAUUGUCAUUUUUGACGUCCAAGAGUUCCCAGUCGGUUUCGGUAAAUCAUUGGACAUUCAUCGCAAAUUGGUGAGAUAUAUUCAAAAAGAAUUGGGCGAAUUGUUGGUCGAUCCAUCAGGCGGUUGGGAAGUGAAAUUGGAGCAAAUUUGGCAAAAUCGACGAAAUAUCAUUUUGGCAUACGAUCACAUUGAAAUGGUUAACGAAUUUCCAUCGUUUAUAUUUCAAUCGGUUCAACAGCGUUGGGGAAAUUGUCAAAAUUUAGCCGAUUUGAAACGAUUCUUAGCACCGUCCGGACAUUCAUUCACUUUAUUCUCAAGUAGGCCGUUUGCUGAUAUGGCUGAAUUAACGCCAACAACCUGGGAUGUGUUAAUAGAUAAAUGGGGUGGAUUGCGACGUGUUGCCGACACAUCAAAUCGUCUGAUUUCAAAAUGGUAUGCGGAAGAAUGGUUUAUGUCGGCAAAUAUUGUUGCAGUCGAUUUUUAUCGCGGCACAAACUUAAUGGAAACUGCCAUUUAUUCGAAUUUGAAAAAAGAUCUACUUCGACGAUUGAAAAAAUAGCUUUGAUACUUUUGUUAUAUUUAUUGUGUCUGUGAGUGUAUUUUCAAUUGUUCAUUAGAAUUUAAUACAUUGAAGUGUAAGCGAAUGUAAUUAUAUAAAAUAAAGACUUUUAGUGGACGGCAUUGAGAUACU